Terrapene triunguis (Three-toed box turtle) is the source of this 3890-nucleotide messenger RNA. It is a transcript of the gene IKZF5, whose product is annotated as IKAROS family zinc finger 5. Gene Ontology annotation, biological process: regulation of transcription by RNA polymerase II. NCBI's taxonomy places the organism in Eukaryota, Metazoa, Chordata, Testudines, Emydidae. The transcript has 5 exons. The record is from RefSeq and is a predicted model, not a curated record. Bases 1943 to 3202 code for a protein of 419 amino acids. Gene Ontology annotation, molecular function: DNA-binding transcription factor activity; RNA polymerase II cis-regulatory region sequence-specific DNA binding.
AGGUGAUGUUUGGGAUUCAGCUGGAGAUGGUGGGGUGGCGAUGUCAUCUGGGCUCCUCUCUCUGGCCUGUUCUGGUCAGGACACCUCUCAGGAUCAGGAUGAUGAAGGCUGAGGAUCCCAGGAAACUGGGGUUUGGCAACCAUGAUAUUGACACUCGCCCCAGUAGCCUCUAUCUGUUCUCUCCAUAUGUCCUUUUUGUUUUCAUACUUUCUCCACAAAAUCUUUCUUUUAAGGACCCAAAAAGGGAAUAGCCCAUCCCCUCAUUAUUUUGUCCACCAAUUGGGCCUAAUAUUCGACAUACCAAUCUUGGUUUAUUAACUUCUGGCUCCACAUCUCCUGUUUUUAACAAGUGUAAUUUUAACAGUCCUUGAGUCAUACCAACUUGGCCUUUUUAUUUAGACUAAUUCAGUUAUUCUGUCUUCCAUUUGGACUUUUAUCCAUCAACCUUUGUUGUUACAGAUUACUGUAACAUUUUAUUAAUGUAUACAUACUUUUUACCAUUGAGCUCACAUUUUGGGUAAAUUUGUAGGCCCAAUUGUCACAACAGCACCUACUUACUCCAGGGCUGAAUUUCAGCUGCUGUAUCAGAUUCCAAAAAUAUCAAAUAAAGCCUAUUUAAGAAACCUCCACUGGUUAACCCCAUUCCAAGAAUUAUUUAGACACAAUUGAUACCAAUAAUCAAUGUUGAUAAACAAGGAAAUAAAUAACCCAUUGGAAUGUUGGCUUGUGUGGAGCAAGGGAGAAAGGAAAAUGGAGAAAUCAUGUUUAACGAAUGAAAAAAGAUGUCAAGUAGGGAAACCCCUUUGACUUAUUUGCAAACCAAGGGUACCUGGGGAUCUUCCUUGCCCAUCAAUUUGAUUUUGUUGUGGUUUUACCUUCAGGUGGUUUUAGUGUGACAGUUGUUAGAAAGUAUAAUUGUUAUACAGUUUGGAGUACGAGGAAUGUCUUGAUUUUGUUUCUCACUGUAGACUGUGGGACUUUACAUAUUUUAUUAAAAUUAUCUCUGUAUGUAUGGGGGAUAUACUACCAGAGUGGUUUUCUGCCUUUGUAUUUCAGCAGUUGGGGGUGGAGCCUACUACUGAUUCCUGAAGUGGUGGGUUUUGUUCAAACACUUCUGUUCUGGAAGGGCUUCCUAGAGAACAGAUUUUCAAUUUGUAUUUUAAUAGAAAUUUUCUUAGUACAGUUGCCCUCAAGGACCACAGGUUGCAUACCACUGUAGUAAAUUGGUAUAGGAGACACUCCCUAUUCUAGGAGCUUAGCGUGUUGACACUGAAAAGUUUCCAGCUGUUACUAUACGAGUAGCAAGGGACUUAACUGGUGUAUAAAACUGGGAUCAGCAGUACAGUACCAUGUUGCACUAAUACUAUAGUUUAAUACAAAGUAUAAUUGUGAAAGAAAGGUUCAUAUAGACAUCUCUCUAAAGAUAGUCUGCAGAAAACCAGUAUUCCAGUAACUAGUGCUAUGUGCUGAAUUAGGCCUCUUAGGUGACUUUAACAAGUUAUUUAACCUGGUGUUAGUGAAGCACAUUGAAAAUGCAAAGCACUAUGUAAAUGCCUAGUAGUGAUCUGGAGUUUGGUACUGGACACCUGCAGAUCAUCUAAUGAAACUCUGGUCACUCUGUAAAAUGAAAGGAUUUGCCAAUUGAAAAUGUAGAUAUUAAUGAUUUCUGUGAUAAUUUGCAGCAAUUGAAAUGUCUGAUUGAAACUGUCCCCUUUUCAGACUGAAUCUUAUCUUCCAUCUUAAACUCAUUGCAAGUCAAAGUUCUAGGAAAGUCUGGUCAUUUACAAUGGUGAUAUUGGAAAAGAGUGACAAAUGGGAAAGUGGGGCAGCUGUGCUCCCUUGCUUUCUGUCUGACCUACUGGGAGUACAGGUUGGACUAUGUUUGCUACUUAGCAGGAAACUGAAAUUCAGGCACAAGUUAUUGUAAACUCCAAGUGUGAAUAUGGGUGAAAAGAAACCGGAGCCUCUGGAUUUCGUAAAAGAUUUUCAGGAAUAUCUUACUCAACAGACACACCAUGUAAAUAUGAUUUCUGGAUCUGUUAGUGGGGACAAUGAAGCAGAUGCCCUUCAGGGAGCUGGGGCAGAUGGUGAUCAGAAUGGACUAGAUCAUCCUUCUGUUGAAGUUUCACUGGAUGAAAACUCAGGAAUGUUAGUGGAUGGGUUUGAAAGGACAUUUGAUGGAAAGCUGAAGUGUCGAUAUUGCAACUAUGCCAGCAAAGGAACAGCACGGCUUAUAGAGCAUAUCAGAAUUCACACAGGUGAAAAGCCACACAGAUGCCAUCUAUGUCCAUUUGCAUCAGCCUAUGAACGUCAUCUGGAAGCGCACAUGCGAUCACAUACUGGUGAAAAACCAUAUAAAUGCGAAUUGUGUUCCUUCCGCUGCAGUGACAGAAGUAACCUGUCUCAUCAUCGUAGACGCAAGCAUAAAAUGGUACCUAUAAAAGGUACUAGGUCUUCCCUAAGCAGCAAGAAAAUGUGGGGGGUUUUGCAGAAGAAGACCAGCAAUCUGGGAUACAGCAGAAGAUCAUUAAUUAAUUUGAGCCCGCCUUCCAUGGUGGUUCAGAAACCAGACUACCUUAAUGAUUUCACCCAUGAAAUCCCAAAUAUUCAGACUGAAGCAUAUGAAAGCAUGACAAAAACAACACAGACUGGUGGCCUGCCGAGAGAUCCACAAGACCUUAAGAUAGACAAUCCAUUAAAUCAGCUAUCAACAUUAGCAGGACAGUUGUCUAGCUUGCCACCUGAAAACCAAAACCCAGCAUCUCCUGAUGUUGUACCAUGCCAAGAUGAAAAGCCUUUUAUAAUACAGCAGCCUGCUGCACCAGCAGUAGUUUCAUCUGUGUCAACAAAUAUUCCUCAAAGUUCAUCUCCUACUAGCCCAGAUCCUCGGCCCCCACACAGUCAAAGGAACUACAGUCCAGUGGCAGGUCCAAGCAGUGAUCGCAGCGUCCACACUAGUACUCCUAGCAUAAGUAACAGUCAGCCAAGUACUCCAGCUCCAACCCUUCCAGUUCAGGAUCCUCAGCUUCUGCAUCACUGCCAGCACUGUGACAUGUAUUUUGCAGACAAUAUCCUUUAUACUAUUCACAUGGGAUGUCAUGGGUUUGAAAAUCCGUUUCAGUGCAACAUAUGUGGGUGCAAAUGUAAAAAUAAGUAUGACUUUGCUUGCCAUUUUGCAAGAGGUCAACAUAACCAACAUUGACUGACAACAUGCUUUCAUUUAGUUUUUUUAACAUAUGUUUCGUACUUGCUGAAGGAGACCUUGCUCAUCCCCAACAAGAAGUCCAAUAAACAACUUGACAAUGGAGGCAAAAUUCUUUGCAUGUUGUCAUAUAAUAUGCCAGGGAUGUUUGAGUCAUGGAGGUGGUAGGUUUUUGUCACUGUUUAAAAUAAAAAGUUAUGAGGAUUGGCGUGCAGUAACAUGUUUUAUGUUUGUUACAUUUAAGUUAUUUGCACUUAAGAUCCAGAAAAACAUUCUACAAAUGCCAAUCUAGGUUGUGUCCUUAAACAGGUUGCAAUUCAUCAGACUAGAUAAUGUUUUCACCCCUCAGCUCACAGAGAGCCGAGAUAUUAAACAAGAUAAGAGGUCUUGGUACCUAAAAUAUAGUAAAAGUUGUUAAUACAGUGAAAUGUAUGGUUCAUAUGAAAACCAUAGUUCUGCUUAUAAACUAACUGCUUACCAAACUGAAUAAAAUCUUUGCUGUGAGUUAAAGAAUAAACUUUCAUGCAUACAAACAAUUUGAAUUUAAAAUUUGUCAGUUUCAUCUGAUCAAGAUAUCAAAUUUUUAGUGAAUUCUAAAGUCUUUUUAUGCUAGGCCUUUAAUCUUUUUCUUUAAAAAGAAAAACUAGAGCAGUUUUAUAGAUAUGAAAAAAACUAGAAGGUACCUUUA